This is a messenger RNA of Amphimedon queenslandica, 517 nucleotides long. RefSeq lists its product as uncharacterized. The record is from RefSeq and is a predicted model, not a curated record. NCBI's taxonomy places the organism in Eukaryota, Metazoa, Porifera, Demospongiae, Haplosclerida, Niphatidae. The transcript has 4 exons. The coding region runs from base 114 to 488 and encodes 124 amino acids.
UGAUCAUUAAAGACUUGAUAUAUUCUCAUAAUAUUUUAAUUGAACCGAAUGUGAAAAGAGGGACAGAGACUGUCGUCAAGGUUGUACGGGAAUUAUUUACUGAGGAAGAUUUGAUGAGAAAACUUGAGAGAAAUAGAAUCACAAAUAAAAUUUAUAACGAAAAUAUUAUAAGCAAACUAAAUUACAUAUUUUCAAUGUAUGAUAAUUAUAAAGACAAGACACUAACAAUUAAUGAGGCAUGUUUGGCCCUUCAUUCUCUUAAAGUAUUGUCACCAUUCGCUAGUCUUCCCUCUCUCCUUCCUUCCCUACCUUUCUCCAGGUGGGAGAGAGAUGGGAUUGAUUUUGAUGAGUUUUGUAUGUUAUAUUGCGAAUUGAGAUACCAUUCGUCAGUUAAACUGAGGGACACUGUUAGUAAUGGAUGGACUUGGAGUUUAGGGACGUACCUGCGGUCAUCGGUACAAUGGUUGUCAGGUAAUUUUAAGAUUUAAAAAACUUUGAUCCAGAGGAUGAAAUCCCU